Annulohypoxylon maeteangense is the source of this 354-nucleotide messenger RNA. RefSeq lists its product as uncharacterized. NCBI's taxonomy places the organism in Eukaryota, Fungi, Ascomycota, Sordariomycetes, Xylariales, Hypoxylaceae. The transcript has a single exon. The record is from RefSeq and is a predicted model, not a curated record. The coding region runs from base 1 to 354 and encodes 117 amino acids.
AUGUCUGGUUCCGACGCCGCUCCCAACAAUGGGUUGGAGGACAUAAUUCUACGACAAGAACAUGAGAUUCGAAUGCUCAGAGAGGAACUGGAGAAAUCCCAGCGCCAAGUCAAAGACCUUCAGAGCAAGGUUCGCCAAAACGUUGUCAAUUAUGGGCGUAAAAUCAAACGUCAGAUUGGGAAGAUGAAAAAAGAGAAGGUGAUGAUGGAGAGUCAAUUGGAGGGAACGAAAGAGAAGAUGGCAGCUGCGAAUGAAGGGAUCAAAAAGCUGGGUAAGGCAAUAUCCACCCUCAAUAAGGCGUUCAACGACACUCUGGAUGUCUGGGGACAAAAGGGAGAGCAGGAUCGUCACUGA